UAGUCUGGUUGCCCGCCCGCGUCGUCUCGGUCACAACAGCAGGGCGUGUUUCGAGCCAAAUUCGCUUUUGGCAGGAAGGAGACACCGGGCCGUGUGGACUUUAUUUCUCCUCCAAAUCUGACGGGCCGAUGUUUAAUCCACAGUAACUAUGAAUUUCGACGCGUUAUUUAACGAAAACACCUUUCAGUUUUCGGACUUCCAGGAGUUUACGUUCCUUCCUGGACACCAAAAACUGACUGAGCGAGUGAGAAAAAGACUGUACUACGGCCUGGACAAAGAUGUUUCAUUAGAUGCCCUUUCUUCCCCUGUUACAGAUAUUGCGGUUGAGAUCUUCCAGAAGUCUGCCCCGAGUCCAAUCCGAAAGCUCCAGAAGAAGUAUGCUGCUCACGUUGCGAGGGAGGCGUGCAUCUCUCCGUGCGCCAUGAUGCUGGCGUUGGUUUACAUCGAAAGGCUACGACACAGAAACCCCGAGUACCUGCAAAAGAUCUCCUCAUCUGACCUCUUCCUGAUCUCGAUGAUGGUUGCCAGCAAGUACCUGUACGACGAAGGCGAGGAAGAGGAGGUUUUCAAUGACGAGUGGGGAGCAGCGGGGAAACUGGACGUCCAAACGAUCAACAACCUGGAGAUGAAUUUCUUGAAUGCCAUUGAGUGGAGCCUUUUCACCGAACCAAAGGACUUCUUUGAUAUACUCGGCCAGCUGGAAACCAGCAUUGCCGAGAAGCAAGGAAUGAAACGCGGCUGGUUCACCUACACCGACCUGUGUGUGCUGCUGGAUCACUCUGCAUGGAGUCACGCUCUCGCUGCCGUCUAUCUGCACUUUCUAAAGGUUUCCUGUAUGCUCGGCCUGGUCUAUCUGACCAGUGUGGCCGGUCUCGUUGCUGGCAGUGCUGCGGUGCAGCAGCUCAGUUUGUCCAGAGGCGACCAGUCCCUGCUGCCUUUGCUAAACGAAGUCGGCGUCCGGACGUCCAGCCUCAGUCCAGAAGCUCCUUCUCCAGCCCGCCGCCUGCCCUGCUGUGUCCUCACCAACGAGUCCUUGAACGGUCACACCGCUUCGCUGGAAACCCGCCAACCCCACAGACGGGACGACUCGCCGCUGGUUUCUGCACAAACCUCCGUUCUGUGUCUCGGGCGCUCUUUCUUGGCCUCGGCGGGUCGUACGCGUCCCGCGGGAAAGUCCGAGGGGGAAACCGCCCAAUCCUGGCCUUCAUCCUCCUUCCGCUGCUCCGGCUUUGCACACCUUCCUCACCUCGAAUGUGUAUUCAGAAACACCUCAGCGCUCCUUCACCGCCGCACUGUUAACAGCCUCCCUCAGCCGCCGUGGUUGUCCUCCGGCCUCGUGGGAGCGGCAGGAUCAAGUCUGGACUCACAACUCGGACCCUUUCCGGCUGUAGCGCUGUCGCCCUGCCGUCCCGAGCUUCUGCUGCCCGCCGGCAAAUAUCAGGCGCUGCUGGUGCCCGGCUAGAGGCGGCGCCGCCGUUCGUCCCGCUGCAAACAUCCCCGGAGACCACAGCACCUUUUGUUUUCAUGACUCACCGCUGUCUCAAAGUCUGUUUUUUUUUUUAGAACAUAGAUCUAAAGUGGCACUUUUGGGCGAAAACUCACUCAAUAUAAAAAAAAUCAAUCAAAUGCCCCACAGAUUAAUGCGCUUUAUUUUUAUUUUGAGGGUCUUAAAGGUGACAAAACAGCUUUUUUUUUUUUUUUUUUUAUGCAGGUGAACGGGAUCCGCUCUGAGGUGUAAUCGCUUGGGAGGUGUGGGUUUAAAAGUCGCUGAGCAUAUCUACAAACGAAAAGCUUUCCGGUUUGCUUAUUUUACUAGCUUUAUAAGAAGCAACUAAAAGUAGAGCAGGCUGUUUCCUGAGUUCUCACUUUGCCCAUGUGUUAUCAGUGUUAACGUUUCUUCUUCUUCAGUCAGUUAGGGGUGAGGCGCGUUGCGGGCACUGAUUUUUUUUUUGGCACGCUAAAUAACGUUGGAGUUCUUCCUUUACAAGUUUUUAACGUUCACUUCAUGCAGCAGAACGUGUCAGAGUGGAAGUAGACUACUGAAUGCAAGCUUCAUCAGCUUUUCUCAUUGCACCUGAAUUUAUAGAAAUUAAGACAUCCUGUUAUUUGUUUCUGCAGUAUUUAGCUUUUUUUUUUUUUCGUGUCGGGAAUAGGAUAUGACAAUCUUAAAGAUGGUCCCCCCCUGUAGCAACGUUGAAGGUCAGAGUGGAAGAUUUUUCUUGGUUGCGGGUCUGACCCGUUUAAAAGGCUAACUGAAGUAUUAGUAAUGCGAUGUGAAAAUCUGCACACUUUGCGGAAAGACACCACUUUGUUUUUAUUAUUGCUGCUUUGUUUGCGUUUAAACACCCCAUUAGAAGAAGAAAACCAUAUUUUUAUGUGCAAUUAAGCAGGAACUGGGAAAAAAAAA
This is a messenger RNA of Fundulus heteroclitus (mummichog), 2407 nucleotides long. RefSeq names its product cyclin Pas1/PHO80 domain containing 1 (gene cnppd1). NCBI's taxonomy places the organism in Eukaryota, Metazoa, Chordata, Actinopteri, Cyprinodontiformes, Fundulidae. The transcript has 8 exons. Gene Ontology annotation, biological process: regulation of cyclin-dependent protein serine/threonine kinase activity. The record is from RefSeq and is a predicted model, not a curated record. Gene Ontology annotation, molecular function: cyclin-dependent protein serine/threonine kinase regulator activity; protein kinase binding. Gene Ontology annotation, cellular component: cyclin-dependent protein kinase holoenzyme complex; nucleus. Bases 149 to 1462 code for a protein of 437 amino acids.